This is a messenger RNA of Erigeron canadensis, 1373 nucleotides long. Its product is annotated as protein FIP1. Gene Ontology annotation, cellular component: late endosome; lysosomal membrane. The transcript has 14 exons. Bases 130 to 1170 code for a protein of 346 amino acids. NCBI's taxonomy places the organism in Eukaryota, Viridiplantae, Streptophyta, Magnoliopsida, Asterales, Asteraceae. The record is from RefSeq and is a predicted model, not a curated record.
UCAGUCGCACCUCCAUACCUGAUCAUUUGCUGUAAAACUCACACACAGUGUCUAUUAUGGUAAACCCUAAUAAUUACUGUUAUUAUUAUUAUUAUUAGAUCACCAUCCUCAUCAGCAGCAUAAUCAAUCAUGUCUUCCAACUUUGCAUCUCGCGAAGACAAUUAUCUGUUUCUUGAUAUAUCGAAUGAUGCACCUAUAUGUGGCCACCGGAAACGCACAAGCAUCGUUGGUAGCAUUUUGUACUGUGUACUUUUGUCGGGGUAUGUUCUGUUGGCUAUUGGAGCUCCAUGGGUGUUCAAAUCUGAGAAAUCCUUGAUAUUGCAGUUACUCUGCACAUGUGAUGUCGGUUUAUUAGUUAUCACUGGCAUUUUCCAGCAAUAUAUGGUUUACCAAGUACAGAAAAUAAGAUUACAGGGUUACUAUAUUUUUAGCCAAAAGUUGAAGCAUAUUGUUCGCCUACCCUUUGCCGGUGCAGCAUAUGGUACAGGGGCUAUGCUACUUAUCAUGGCAUGGGAGCCGUAUAUAAAAAUUCUUUCGAUUCCUAUGAUGCUUAGGAUUAUCAUGGUUGCUGAAGCUAUAGUUGCUGCCUUUUUCAUGAGUAUCUAUAUUGGUAAUGUACACCAGUACAAUACAUUGGACUCCCAACCAGAUGUUUUGAAGUCCUUGUAUUCUCCCCUUCAACCUUCAAGCUCUCUAGAAGGGAUGAGGUAUCAUGAUGGUGGCCAACUCUCGGAUCAGCAAAUGGCUCUACUACAGUAUCAGAGAGAGAACCUCAACUUUCUGGGUGAGGAGAUAGUUCGAUUGAAAGAAUGCUUAAGCAAAUAUGAAAGAGCUGGUGACGGGAUGACACCUCAGGUUGAUCUCACUCAUCUGUUAUCAGUUCGUGACCAGGAGCUACGAACACUUUCAGCUGAGAUGAAUCAACUGCAAUCUGAAUUAAGACUUGCCCGAUCUCUUGUUGCUGUGAAAGAAACUGAAAUACAGGGUGUGCGUAAUGCAAACAAUCAGUAUAUGGAGGAAAAUGAAAGGCUGCGAGCUAUACUAGGAGAAUGGAGCACCAGAGCAGCAAAGCUUGAACGGGCACUGGAGGCUGAGCGGAUGUCAAAACUUGAAUUGCACAAGAAGGUUUCAACAUCAAAGAGCCAACAAAACACACAUUCACGCUCUUAAAUGCAUAGGGGAUUCAUUAGUCAUUUGUAAACAGUUGGGACAUUUUAUUCUUAAAAGAAAUAGAUGUACAAACAGGAAACGCCUAGAGCUACCCCAAUUUUACUUUUUUGAUAGCUGAUACAUCUUUGGUCUCAUAGGAAGAAAAGACGAUUAUGUAAUUAUACGAAACAUGAACUAACAAAAACUGAAGACCAAUUCUUAAA